AUGGGCUUGCUGAAUAUGCUUAAUCUAUGCUCAGAAGUAAAAAUGAACGGAAAGCUGAUUUUUUCACAAUGCUUGUCUGAAGUGGUUAAGGAGAAUAAAACAUUACUCUGCUUCUAUUCAGAUGCUUUGCCAUGGCUGGUACAGCAUGCACAGCUACAAAGAACUAUGCUUAUGAACAUGUUCUGUUCCAGUAUCAAAUUCUAAAAGGGGAUUGCUUUUCUCCAGUUAACUCACAAUUCUCCAUUGACAAGCAUGAACAGUGGAUGACAUGGAAAACGUUGUUUACCGACUGCUCUCCAGAAUGUUGAGAUUGCCCAAGAAGUGACCCCAGCAAAAGAAAAAUAUUGCUCUACCUAAAUUCAAACGACAUCCUUUGCGGUGCCAUAGCACAUGGAUUUCAGAACCGCCUGUGAGGAGACAAAGACAGGAAUUUGUUUGCUGCAGGAUGGUAACCAGGAGCCUUUCAAAGUCCGGCUGCACUUAGCCAAAGAUAUUUUGAUGAUCCAGGAACAGGAUGUGAUAUGUGUGUCUGGUGAGCCUUUCUAUUCUGGUGAAAGAACGGUGACCAUCAGAAGACAAACAGUAGGAGGAUUUGGAUUAAGCAUAAAGGGAGGAGCAGAACAUAACAUUCCAGUUGUUGUUUCAAAAAUCUCCAAGGAGCAAAGAGCGGAGCUUUCAGGCCUACUUUUUAUUGGAGAUGCAAUUCUACAGAUAAAUGGCAUUAAUGUGAGAAAAUGCAGACAUGAAGAAGUGGUUCAGGUUCUUCGGAAUGCUGGAGAAGAAGUGAAUCUAACGGUGUCAUUUUUAAAAAGGGCACCUGCUUUCCUCAAACUUCCAUUGAAUGAAGAUUGCGCAUGCGCUCCAAGUGAUCAGAGCAGUGGCACCUCCUCUCCUCUCUGUGACAGCGGCUUACAUCUCAACUAUCAUCCCAACAAUACAGACACAUUGUCAUGCUCAUCGUGGCCGACAUCUCCAGGCUUGCGGUGGGAGAAGCGGUGGUGCGACCUCAGGCUGAUCCCUCUACUUCAUUCACGCUUCUCUCAGUAUGUGCCCGGCACAGAUUUGAGUCGGCAGAAUGCCUUUCAAGUCAUUGCUGUGGACGGGGUGUGCAGUGGGAUUAUUCAGUGCCUCUCUGCUGAAGACUGCAUUGACUGGCUGCAAGCAAUAGCGACUAAUAUUUCAAAUCUCACAAAGCACAAUAUUAAAAAAAUCAACAGAAACUUUCCUGUAAAUCAACAGAUUGUCUACAUGGGCUGGUGUGAGGCCCGGGAGCAAGACCCCCUUCAGGACAGAGUGUACUCCCCAACCUUCCUGGCUCUGAGGGGCUCAUGUCUGUACAAGUUUCUGGCACCUCCAGUAACCACCUGGGACUGGACGAGAGCAGAGAAAACAUUCUCGGUUUAUGAGAUUAUGUGCAAAAUCCUCAAGGACAGUGACCUGCUGGACCGACGGAAACACUGCUUCACCGUGCAGUCGGAGUCUGGGGAGGACCUGUACUUCUCAGUGGAGCUGGAAAGUGACCUCGCCCAGUGGGAAAGAGCCUUCCAGACAGCAACCUUUCUAGAAGUAGAACGGAUACAGUGCAAGACCUAUGCAUGUGUGCUAGAAAGUCAUCUAAUGGGACUCACGAUUGACUUCAGCACAGGAUUUAUCUGCUUUGAUGCUGCAACAAAGGCUGUCCUUUGGAGGUAUAAGUUUUCUCAGCUUAAAGGUUCUUCAGAUGAUGGCAAGAGCAAAAUCAAAUUUUUGUUUCAGAAUCCAGAUACUAAACAGAUUGAAGCAAAGGAGUUGGAAUUUUCAAAUUUAUUUGCUGUUCUUCACUGCAUUCAUUCCUUCUUUGCUGCCAAGGUAGCAUGUUUGGACCCUCUGUUUUUAGGCAAUCAGGCUUCUGCUUCUGCUGCUGCCAGCUCUGCUACCACGAGCAAAGCAAAGUACACAACUUGACAUACUAAGCUCUGCAUUGAUACUCACCAUAACUGUAUAAACAGAACACAUUUAUUCAUCAUUUUAGACCCUGGAAAAUCCAUAACAUGUCAACAGUGGAGGAAAAAUUGAAAUUUCAGCAGAAACAAAGAAGGUCAUGUGGAAUCUCAAAAACACUUCUAUUUUGGAUGGCAUCUGUAACAUAUAACACAUGAACAAAACAGCUCGUUCUCACUCAGUUGCUUUGUACCAGUAACUAUAUUGCUUUCACCAAAAGUGGAGACAAAAGAAUGAAUUAUUUGAAGAAGUAUGUAAAUAAUAUAAAAAUAGUAAGCUACCUAUAAAUAAAAAUACUUAUUAAAUGGUUACUUCUGUAUUUUAGAUUAUUUUGUAUGACAAGUACAUGUUGGGCAGAGUCAUAAACUAAUGCCCUAUCAUUGUAUUAUGAGGGCCAUCAAAGAGUUAAAAAUCAUAAAUCAACAAGGAGCAUGCAAAAAAAUCUCAUCAAAGAAGGAUGCACUUUCAUUUGCUGAUGUAAAUAUGCCCUUGUGUUCUCAUCCCAUGAUUGACGCUGGCACUCCAGUGGUUUUUAUCUUAUUGUAAAUAUUCCAAAGAACUUCAAAAAGAUAAUCACAUUGACCUAUGAGAGAUACAAUGUGAAAUGGACUAUUCUCCCUUGGAUCAGUGUUACUGAAAUGGCUUAUUUGCUGCCAAUGUCAAUCUACUAUGCCAAAAAUGUAUUAAU
This is a messenger RNA of Cebus imitator (Panamanian white-faced capuchin), 2668 nucleotides long. It is a transcript of the gene SNTG1, whose product is annotated as syntrophin gamma 1. Gene Ontology annotation, cellular component: dystrophin-associated glycoprotein complex; intracellular anatomical structure. Bases 391 to 1944 code for a protein of 517 amino acids. The record is from RefSeq and is a predicted model, not a curated record. Gene Ontology annotation, molecular function: structural molecule activity; protein binding. Lineage: Eukaryota; Metazoa; Chordata; Mammalia; Primates; Cebidae. The transcript is spliced from 19 exons.